Molecule: messenger RNA, 636 nt
Organism: Knipowitschia caucasica
Lineage: Eukaryota; Metazoa; Chordata; Actinopteri; Gobiiformes; Gobiidae
Source: the annotation of a GenBank genome assembly
AUGGGCAAAAAGACUCGUGAAGAAGAGUCUUCCUCUGAUGAAGAGGAGUAUGUGGUGGAGAAGGUCCUGGACAGAAGGGUGGGAAAAGGAGGACGGGUCGAUUUCUUCCUCAAGUGGAAGGGAUACUCGGAGAAACACAACACCUGGGAGCCAGAGAAAAACCUUGACUGCCCUGAACUAAUUUCAGAGUUCAUGAAGACUUAUAAGAAGGGAAGCAGUGGAGCAUCUACGCCAAGUACUGGGCCCAGCAAAAGCAGCUCAGUGGGACGCUCCAAAGAGUCCAGUAGCUCCAAGAGGAAGGGUUCAGAUGAUGAUGAGGAGGGCAGUAGCAAAUCCAAAAAGAAGAAAGAGGAAGAUGUGUUGGUAGCACGAGGCUUUGAAAGAGGACUGGAGCCGGAGAAGAUAAUAGGAGCUACUGAUUCCUGUGGUGACCUAAUGUUUCUCAUGAAGUGGAAAGACUCGGAAGAGGCUGAUCUGGUGUUAGCCAAGGAUGCCAACCACAGAUGCCCUCAGAUCGUAAUAGCGUUCUACGAGGAGCGCCUAACCUGGCACGAAGAUGGGGACAAGAAAGAGAAGGAGGCUACUGAACACAGUACUGCUUUGACCAGCCCUCUCAUCAGCGCACACAGACCCUAA